Penicillium mononematosum is the source of this 1155-nucleotide messenger RNA. RefSeq lists its product as uncharacterized. The coding region runs from base 1 to 1155 and encodes 384 amino acids. The transcript is spliced from 4 exons. Lineage: Eukaryota; Fungi; Ascomycota; Eurotiomycetes; Eurotiales; Aspergillaceae. The record is from RefSeq and is a predicted model, not a curated record.
AUGUCCAAGAUAUGGCUUCCGGUCCGGACCAGGCCGAUGGAACAUUCUCCUGCCGACACUGAACUGCAGCCUCUGAACGCGGAGUGGACGCUUGCUCACUGCUUCUGCUUUAUAAUGGGUGGAAUAGCUUUGCAGACACAGGAUGAGUGGAUCUAUAGUGCUGGGUGGGGAGAUAUUCAUCUGCUUAUACAAGCUGGAGUCAUCCCAUGUUCUGAUAUUAGAGAUCGAGAUAUUGAAGAUCGGUCGAAAGCGGAUUGGAUUGGUUCGCAAAGGGCUUCACGGUCUUUCAGAGCACCUGCUAGACGGGUACACUACCUUCCAAUAUCACUGAUCGAGCUCACUGCGGUUGCUUGUGUGCUAUGCGGCAUUCUCACAUAUGGCUUCUGGUGGUGUAAGCCUAAGGAUAUGGCCACGCCUGUUAUAGUCCCUCCACGGUGCAAUCGCCAAGACAUGAAUGCCGAGAUAGGACACGCCACGGAUGUGAAACCUGGAAAAUGGGUUCAUCUACAGGCAUGCAUCAGAAACGACAGUGUAAUAUCUGCCCUGAGUGAGCUCUACCACGAGCGGAAGCUCCUGAACACGCCUCUGGCUUCUACUACUUGGCUGAAUGAAGAGUUGGCUCGCCAGGAACACAUUUUCAUUAUCAGUGAUGUCAUUGGCAGUGUGGUCGCUCUGAGUUUUUGCGCUGUUCAUCUGGCUGCGUGUCGAGAGCUAACGUUGGAACUCAGUUGGAACUUUAAAUUCCCUACCAAAGCAGAACAGACAAGUUGGCGUGCUUUUACUAUUGUUUCAGUUGCUUCGAUCUUCAUCUACUGUUUACUAAUGAUGAUGCAAGACGUUUGCAUGUGGCUAAGGUGGAAGGAAAUGCUCCCGUCAUUUUUUUUAGGCUUUGAUUCUCUUAACCAUUUCUCUGGCAGUAUACUUAAUUUCGCGGUUUGGCAUUGUGGCUCUCGUUUUCUCAUCCUUGAGAUUGCUUCCGGAGGGGUCUUACAGGGCUAUUCUGUGGGCGACGUCUAUACCGCAUUUUUAGAGAUAUGUGGACUUAUGCCGCAGCAAAGCAGUCAUCUCCUUGAUAUACAGACUGGGAUUUCCAGCGAUGUAAUAAGGGCGCCCAGCAUCACGGUGUGGUGUCUGGUGAACGACCGCGAUACAUAA